Molecule: messenger RNA, 1257 nt
Organism: Didymosphaeria variabile
Lineage: Eukaryota; Fungi; Ascomycota; Dothideomycetes; Pleosporales; Didymosphaeriaceae
Exons: 1
Coding region: 1-1257 (418 amino acids)
Source: RefSeq, a predicted model, not a curated record
AUGUCUAUCGCCUCGCCCACCCUGCCGCCUGACAUCGACCUCGAGGCCCUGAUCCAGAGCUUACCCGCGUGCAAGCGGUGUCGCGAGUGCCGCCGCGGCUGCGACACGCUCCUACCCAAGUGCAGGCAAGUACCGGCGGCGGGCUUGCGACGGCGGCGCAUGCUGACAGCGGCAGGCAAUGCACGAAAGCGGGUGUCGAGUGUUCGUUCUACGACCAUGGCAGAGACGAGCUGCUACCGCGGAGGUGCGCCUCAUCCGCCCACUGUUGUACCGUUGUACCGCGUCGCUAAGUCUGGCAGUUACAUCGCGGAGCUAAUUGAUCACGUGCACAAGCUGAAUGCUCGCGCAAAUCCUUCGCCCGCUGCCUCGGGUCCAACAUCCCAGGACCCGCCUGCGUCUACCCCGACUUCCCUUGCGAAGAAUGAAAUCUUCAGGACCGAGUCUGUCGUCUCGGAAACCCCAGGCCACCCGGUCCAUCCGGAGCACUACUUUGCCGAAGCCGCGGGAAGCUAUCGCUAUCUGGGUUCCGAAGCUUGUCUGGUCAAGUCUCCGCGCCAGAAAGCCAAGGAACUGAACUGGCCCAGCGAAGAGGACGAUGACUGGCGAAUCAGCAUCAGACAAUCCGAUGCCAAAAACCAUGAGCUCGUCGAGGUAUAUCUCGAGCAGAUCCAGACACUUUACCCUAUCUUGGACCUAUCAGCGCGCUAUCUAGGCCCCGAACUGCCAAAUGAUCUGACCGAGGUUGAACUCUUCGACCUCAACAUGAUUUAUUCCAUUGGCUGCCACGUCACGCCUCUAAUUCUCAGCAAGAAGAUCAGGCAACGAGAGGAUUUCGGAAAGCUGUGGAACCCUUCGGAUGAUCAGCUUUGGAACGUUUCCGGUCGCCAUACUUAUCGCAUGGCCCAUACUCAAAAUUAUACACUCUUGGCGCAACACUUUCUUGAGACUGCUGAACUUUACAUGGAGGCUGCUACAGCUGAUGCGACAAUCCAGGGUCUGCGGGCUAUCCUACUCCUUGCCAUUAAUAGUCUAUUCGAUCCUUUAAAAGGCAACAUUGGACAGCAGAUUGCACUUGCGACGAGGCUCGCAAUAGCCCUGGAGCAAAAGGGUCAUGAAUUGAGCCCGAAUGAUAUGAUCACAAUCCGUCGUAUGCAUACUACCAUUUUUAGCUUGGAGAACGAAAUUGCGACCGUUCUGGACCGGCCUGCCACAUUCCCAGAACCUGUGAGUCAUUAUCGGCAUUCACAGGAUCGUUGA